Molecule: messenger RNA, 3720 nt
Organism: Pantherophis guttatus
Lineage: Eukaryota; Metazoa; Chordata; Lepidosauria; Squamata; Colubridae
Source: RefSeq, a predicted model, not a curated record
GUUUCUACAGGACUCACACUGGAAAGAAACCAUAUGAGUGUCUAUUUUGUGGGAAAGUUUCAGUUGGAAUUCCCACCUUGUGGAACAUUAGGGAACUCAAAGAGGAGAGAAACUACUGUAUAGGAGUGUCCUAAUUGUGGGAAAGAUUUGUCUUGGAAAUCUGACCUGUUAAAAUACCAGAGGACUCGCAUAGGAGAGAAACCAUAUGAGUGCUCAGAUUAUGGAAAAAGUUUCAAGGGGAAUUCUGAUCUGGUGAUACAUCAAAGGACUAACACAGGUGAAAAAACAUACAAGUGUCUACAAUAUGGGGGAAAAAAAUCAUUCAAAAUUCCCACCUUGUGAGACAUCACAGGACUCACACAGGAGAGAAACCAUAUUGCAAAAGCUUUUGGGUAGAAAUGGAACUAGCGUGUUUUAAAGCCUUAUGUCACUAGAUGGCGCUCAAGAAAGAAGAAACACUCCAGACUAGAAAGCUGUGAAUACAGUACAGUAGUGGCAUUGCUACUGGCAGUCCACUGGAGGGGUAGAGCCUGAGGUGGAACGAGUUGAAACGAUAGAGUUUUGGAUUGCUAGGGGGGAAUUUUGCAGUAGGGCAGAGGAACUUCCUCUUCCGGGUCACCCACGAGAGGAAGAUGGCGUCGCUGGUUCCUCUUGUGCUGUUUCAAGGGGUCGAAGAGGCUCCUGGGAGGUUCUGUAGCCAUUUUUAAAACAAUGAAGCUAAUCCGUUAAUAUGAAUCUUAUAGAAAGGAGAUCAGAAGUAUUUCUCGCCCCCUCAUGAAUCCAAGAAUAUCAGUGUUUGAAAAAUGCCAAAGACAAGCUAUUGUGGGAAAAACACAGAUUGCAGAUGACAGUUCAUUUAUUCACAAGAGGAUCCAUCCCGUAAAAAAUGUAACAAAUGCCUAGAGACAGGUAAAAGCUUUACUCAGAAUAGGACUCCCAUGACUUGUGGAUUGGCCAAGGCAGGAAGAGCAGCUCUACCAGUGUUCUCAAUGUGGCAAAAGUUUUAGCAUACACACCAAUCUCGUGAAACACAAGGAUUCAUACUGGGGAGAUAAUGUAUCAGUGUGCAGAUUGUGGAAAAGGUUUCAAGGUGAAUUCUGACCUGGUGAUACACCAAAGGAUUCACACAGGUGAAAAACUGUAUGAGACUCUGCAGUGUGGGAAAAGAUGCAUUCAAAAUUCCCACCUUGUGCGACAUCACAGGACUCACAUAGAGAGAAACCAUGUAAGUGUCCAAACUCUGGGAAAAGUUUCAGUCAGAAGUAUGACAUAGUGAUACACCAGAGGACUCACACGCAAGAGAAACCGUAUGAGUGUUCUGAUUGUGGGAAAGAUUUCAGUUGCAAUUCUGACAUGGUGAAACAUCAGAGAACUCACACAGCAGAGAAACCAUAUAAAUGUCAUUGUGGGAAAAGUUUCAGUCAGAAUUCCUACCUGAUGAAACACCAGAAGAGUCACACAGGAGAGAAACCAUAUGACUGCCAAGAUUGUGGGAAAAGUUUCAGUUGGAAAUCUCUCCUGGUAGAACAUCACCGAACUCACACAGGUGAGAAACCGUAUGAGUGUCCUGAUUGUGGGAAAGAUUUCUCUCGGAAAUCUGACCUGGUGAAACACCAGAGGACUCACACAGGAGAGAAACCAUAUGAGUGUUCAGAUUGUGGAAAAGGUUUCAAGGGGAAUUCUAACCUGGUGAUACACCAAAGGAUUCACACAGGUGAAAAACCGUAUGCAUGUCUGCAGUGUGGGAAAAGAUUCAUUCAAAAUUUCCACCUUGUGCGACAUCACAGGAUUCACACAGGAGAGAAACCAUAUAAGUGUCCAAACUGUGGGAAAGGUUUCAGUUGCAAUCCUGACAUGGUGAAACAUCAGAGAACUCACACAGCAGAGAAACCAUAUAAAUGUCAUUGUGGGAAAAGUUUCAGUCAGAAUUCCUACCUGAUGAAACACCAGAGGACUCACACAGGAGAGAAACCAUAUAAAUGUCAUUGUGGGGAAAGUUUCAGUCAGAAUUCCUACCUGAUGAAACAUCAGAGGACUCACACAGGAGAAAAACCAUAUCAGUGUUCAGAUUGUGGUGAAAAAUUCUGCCAUAAUUCCUACUUGGUAAAACACCAGAGGACUCACACUGUAGAGAAACUAUAUGAGUGUCUUGAAUGUGGGAAACGUUUUUCUUGGAAUUCCCAUUUGGUGAUACACCAGAGGACUCACACAGGAGAGAAACCACAUGAGUGUCUGUAUUGUGGGAAAAGGUUCAGUCAGAAUUCCUACUUGAUGAAACACCAGAAAACUCACACUGGAGAAAAACCAUAUCAGUGUUCAGAUUGUGGGAAAAAAUUCUGCCAUAAUUCCUACCUGGUAAAACACCAGAGGACUCACACUGCAGAGAAACCAUAUGAGUGUCUUGAAUGUGGGAAAAGUUUUACUUGGAAUUCUCAUUUGGUGAUACACCAGAGGACUCACACAGGAGAGAAACCACAUGAGUGUCUGCAUUGUGGGAAAAGGUUCAGUCAGAAUUCCAACCUGGUGAUACACCAGAAAACUCACACUGGAGUAAAACCAUAUCAGUGUUCAGAUUGUGGGAAAAAAUUCUACCAUAACUCCUGCCUGGUAAAACACCAGAGGACUCACAUUGUAGAGAAACCAUAUGAGUGUCUUGAAUGUGGGAAACAUUUUACUUGGAAUUCCCAUUUGGUGAUACACCAGAGGACUCACACAGGAGAGAAACCGUAUGAAUGUCCGGAUUGUGGGAAAGAUUUCAGUAGUAGGUCUAGCCUUAUAAAUCAUGUAAAGGUACAUAUAGGGGAGUAACCAUUCAAAUAGCUAGAUUGCAGGCAGUGUUUCACACAAAGUUCCUCCGUUAUCACACAAGAAAUUCCACAUGAGGCAACAUUUCAUAUGUGUAGACUAAUCUUGAAUUUUGUUUGUUGUCUCAUUGGAAAUCCAGCUGAACAAUUAAACAUUUAAUUACUUGCCUGAUUCUCUUUAGGAAACAUCUUAGUAUCAAACACGAGGGAGGAAUAGAAUAGAAUAGAAUAACAAAGUUGAAAGAGACUUUGUAUGUCAUCUAGUCAAACCGCAUGCUCAAAAUCACUGCAGGAUUAGCGGCAUAUUAAGUUAAUAAAUAUAAGCAAACAUCUGGUUCAAAAUGAAGUUUCUGAUGAGCAUGUAUCUCUUCUUAUCCCAGUACUUAGGGAAACAGCUAGAUCUUUUUUGCUUUAGAGAAGACUAGGAGGAUAAAGACCUCCAAAGUUCAGGGGAAAAGUUUUUCAUAGGGCAGGAUCUGCAACGGAAAAGACUCACUUCCUAGCUCCUGUCAGAUGGUGUGGGGGAUGGCUGUCCUGCUCUUCCCAGGGCCGAAACAGUAGCUAGAAGGUGGGUUGAAAUCAGGUCAGAGAAAAAAUUGGGAGCAAGUAGAGCUGCCUGGCUUCCUCCACAUUGUAAAAGCAGAGAAGGAGCUAGGCUGCUUCUAUAUUCUAUAUUCCUUCCCACCUCAGAUUUUAUUCCACCUGCGCUGACUUUAAAACUGGUACUUACAAUUUUCUACGUUGGAAAAAGUCUCCUUUAGCUUAUGAUGGAUUCCUUGGGAUUUUAUGGACAUGUUUUCUUGGCAACAAUAUGGGACAGAUCUGUUACUGGUCUCUAUUGGGAUUUUACUUUAUUUCCAUGUUUAGCUAACAAGCAGUGUAUUUCUACAUAUAAUAAAGGCAGGAUAUAAAUAUU